Messenger RNA from Amoebophrya sp. A120, 1430 nucleotides. NCBI's taxonomy places the organism in Eukaryota, Dinophyceae, Syndiniales, Amoebophryaceae. The record is from the annotation of a GenBank genome assembly.
AUUACGUAACUCGCCAGCGGUUUCUACAACUUUUACCUACUAGUUUAGUGGCUCUAACGCGCACUUUUUUUCAUUUUAGAACCACGAAGCAAAACUUGACUUUACGGAUAGAUACGGACGUGCACGAAGAAGUCGCUCGGGGCUUCUUCCCAUUACGUCAACAGUACAGUUGUACAUUGCUUUACGCUACCCCGAAGGAAAAAAGCAUACAAAAUGAGUGACAGUCUGAAGCUUUCCAUGCCUCAUGAGAGGCCAAACCGCUCGAUGGAGAACGAAAAGCUGCAGGGCCCGGUAAGCACACAAGUUUACGAUGUUGCAUAGUACUUGCUUGGGUUUACCAUGAGUAGAUAUCGCUUUCUGGUUGAAAAAUUAGCUCGAAAUAAGGCCACUUAAUUUUGUUUCGAGGAGUUCCUGAUGAAGAACUUGUAACUUUUUUUGCAGGUCGGGAAUAUCGGCAAGGCGGACCACCCUGUGCAGAAAAUCCAGCUGCAGAGCACACGUGACAAGCUGAAGAUGGAGGAUAGGCUGGACACUGUUGUUUUCGGUAAAAAGAAGAUAUUGACAGGUUUCCUUUUGAUGAAGUGGAUGUUGUUUCCAUUUUUCACCGCUCGCAUACGCAUGGUGAAAAUUCUGCCAAAGAUGAAAAUGAAAAAAAAUGCAAAUGAGAUGUAAGGAACAAAAACUACACGACAGGAUCUCACGUGAGCAUGCGAAAUCGAAUGGAGAGGACAAUUAUGGAUUGCAAAAAUGUCUGGGUCUGGAAGAUUGCGAGAUUUGUCAUGCUUGCCUGGCAUGACAAAAAAGUUUGUGAUGCGUGUCCAAGAAGAGACCCUGGUGCCUGUCAUGCAAAAACGCAGUUUCUCAUGCGAACAAAGCAACACAAAAUAGCGCAGAUAUUUCUCAUGCUUGGCUGUGCAUUACAGAGCACUCACUAUUCCCAACAUAGCAUUACAAGUUUCCAGAUCCAGACAUUUUUACAUUUCAUGACAAUGCUGGCCCAAUACCAGCGGCUUCCCGGAUUGCAGUCGAGCUUUGUCGGUCUCGAGGCGCAUUUAGACCUGGACGAAACACUUGAGUAAGUUUUUGUUAUUUAUUGCUUUCCUCUUGACCGACUUGUCUCAUGACAGGAUGUGCCUGCCACAGUUUCGCACUUAUAACAAAGGGAGAGCAAGUUGAAAACUUUCAAUCAAGAGGAUCAAAAUUUAUGCAAAAAAAUCAGAUUCGAAGACUUCCUGAACCGAAAAGACAUGGCGCCAGUACCGGAAAUGGGAUUCCACCACACCAUGCACGACGUCCUCGAGAACAAGUUGUACAACAAAUAAAUAACCACACAGAACUGCGCUCAUCUCCCUUAGACACAAACAUUUUUUGAAGAAAUCCCCCGACCUGGAUCAGACAGAAGUAAACAGACGACAAACAUCAAAGAGCAC